AUGGGUUCGAUACUCGCAGUGACGGUUCUUGUCUACAUUCAAGAUCAUCUUGGAAGAGCUUGGGGAUAUGGUUUAUGUGCGUGUGCUAUCAUUGCGGCUCUUCUUGUGUUUUUGUCAGGAACAAAGAGGUAUCGAUAUAAGAAACUUAUGGGGAGUCCUUUAACUCAGAUUGCGGCAGUUUUUAUGGGGGCAUGGAGGAAGAGGAAGUUGGAGUUGCCAUCUGAUUCAUAUUUGUUGUAUAAUGUGAAAGAUAUUAAAGAUCCACAAGACGCGAGGAACAAGAAACUAAUGUUACCACAUAGCAAGCAAUUCCGAUUCUUGGACAAGGCAGCAAUAAAGGAUCCAAAUACAGAUGGUAAUAUGGUAAGAAAAUGGGAACUAUCAUCAUUAACAGAUGUUGAAGAAGUAAAAUUAGUAAUAAGAAUGUUACCAAUAUGGGCUACAACAAUAAUGUUUUGGACAAUACAUGCACAAAUGGUGACAUUCUCAGUAUCACAGGCAACAACAUUAAAACGUCACAUAGGAAAAUCGUUUCAAAUCCCACCAGCAUCUUUAACUACAUUCCUCAUAGGUAGCAUCCUCGUAACAAUCCCAAUUUACGACCGAAUCCUUCUUCCCAUAAGAAGAAAACUAUUCAACAAAUCACAAGGGCUAACACCUUUACAAAGCAUUGGUCUUGGCUUAGUGUUGUCAACUUGUGGAAUGGUUGCAGCAGCACUCAUUGAUUUAAAACGUACGAGGAUGGCACAUUUGCAUGAUUUGACACAUAAUACUUCUACAUUGGUGAUUCCCAUGAGUGUGUUUUGGUUGGUGCCACAAUUCUUCAUUGUGGGGUCGGGUGAGGCUUUUAUUUAUGUGGGACAACUAGAUUUUUUCUUAAGGGAAUGUCCUGAAGGGAUGAAGACUAUGAGCACAGGAUUGUUUUUGAGUACUUUGUCUUUAGGAUUUUUCAUUAGCUCUUUGUUGGUAUUUUUGGUUCAGAAAGUGACAGAUCACCAUCACCCAUGGCUUACAGAUGACAUUAAUCAGGGGAAACUUUAUAACUUCUAUUGGCUCUUGGCUUUCUUGAGUGCUAUAAAUUUGGUAAUUUAUUUGUUUUGUGCUAAGCGGUAUGUUUAUAAGGAUAAAAGACUUGAUGAACAAGUCAUAGAAUUAGAGAAAGACUUAGAUAAUGUCGAUCAUGCAUAG
Messenger RNA from Lathyrus sativus (Indian pea), 1188 nucleotides. Lineage: Eukaryota; Viridiplantae; Streptophyta; Magnoliopsida; Fabales; Fabaceae. The record is from the annotation of a GenBank genome assembly.